Molecule: messenger RNA, 901 nt
Organism: Zingiber officinale
Lineage: Eukaryota; Viridiplantae; Streptophyta; Magnoliopsida; Zingiberales; Zingiberaceae
Product: transcription factor MYB2-like
Exons: 2
Coding region: 76-798 (240 amino acids)
Biological process (GO): regulation of DNA-templated transcription
Cellular component (GO): nucleus
Molecular function (GO): sequence-specific DNA binding; DNA-binding transcription factor activity
Source: RefSeq, a predicted model, not a curated record
CCCCCCUGCUACAAAAUAUCCCCAAUCCAAACUCGUUCUCCCAUCCACACCCAGUUUCUUCCCAGUUACUCAUUUAUGGAGUUCCAAGAGGGCAUCAGUUCCACGGGGCUACAGAGCGAGGAGAUGGACUUGAGGAGAGGACCGUGGACGGUGGAGGAAGACCUUGUCCUCAUGAAUUAUAUCACUGCUCACGGCGAAGGCCGGUGGAAUUCCCUGGCUCGUUGCGCAGGGCUGAGGCGAACGGGAAAGAGCUGCCGCCUCCGAUGGCUGAACUAUCUCCGCCCCGACGUCCGCCGCGGAAACAUCACCCCAGAGGAGCAGCUGCUCAUCCUCGAGCUCCACUGCCGCUGGGGGAACCGGUGGUCCAAGAUCGCGCAGCACCUGCCCGGGCGGACUGACAACGAGAUCAAGAACUACUGGCGGACGCGCGUGCUGAAGCACGCGAAGCAGCUCAAGUGCGACGUCGACAGCAAGAAGUUCAGGGACGUGAUGCGCUACCUGUGGGUGCCCCGCCUCGUCGAGCGCAUCCGAGCCGGCGCCGCCACCGGCGCCUCUAAGGAACCGGGGCUUGGCCCCGGGAAGCCGACGAGUCCGUCGGACUCGUUCGGGAUGGAGCUGUCUCCGCCUCCGGUCUCCGACGGCUGCGAGGACGCCGGGGUUGCUACGGUGGCAGGGGACGACAGCGGCUGGUUGGAGUCGGCGUAUGAUGACCUGGUGUUGCCCGACUUUGACCAGAGCAUGUGGACGGAGAAUCUAUGGAGCGUAGAAGACAUUUGGGCGCAGGAACAGCUGUGGUAGUGCCCCUCUGUUUUCGGGAAGAAAAAACAAAAAAUAGUAUUUAUCAAAUUUGUAAUUUUGAUUGCUGCAAAGAAAAAAAAACAGAGCAAUUUUUUUGUUUUAA